AAUUCCAGUUCGCGGCUGGAGAGCUGUGGCCAAACCACUGCAGAAGAUAAGGCUGAGAGCACCCAUCCCCGACCCCAGUGCGGCUGGCCUCGGGCCCGCGGGAGGCGGGCAUGUUGGCAUGGCAGGACGGCGGGGCCAAGGCGGCCCCCGCUCACCACAAGAUCUCAUUCUCUGUCUUGGACAUUUUGGAUCCGCAAAAAUUCACGCGAGCUGCUCUCCCGCCGGUGCGUCUCGCUGCCCUGGAAGCCAAGAAAAGUUUAGAAGAGGUGGAAGCAGGGGAAGAUGCCUGCUCGGGGAAUCCAAUCAGGUCACAGGAGACCCCUGAUGCGGUGCGCCGAGGCAUUGACCCCGCGUCCCCGGUGGAGGGCUCCGAGGCGGAAGAGGAGGAGGAAGCUGAGGAUGCGGGGCGCGCGCACCAGCCAGAGCGCUGGCAGGGGGUCCAUGCGGGCUCACCAGAGGCCCGGGCAGUGGCGGUGGGAACGGAAGAGAGCGGCGCGGAUGGCCUCCCGGCGUCCCCGGGCUCUCCCGGUUCCCCGCGGCCCCGACGCCGGCGAGCGGAGUCCAGUUGCGCCAAGCCACGGCGCGCGCGCACUGCCUUCACCUACGAGCAGCUGGUGGCCCUAGAGAACAAGUUCCGAGCCACGCGCUACCUGUCGGUGUGCGAGCGCCUGAACCUGGCUCUGUCGCUCAGCCUCACGGAGACACAGGUCAAAAUUUGGUUCCAGAACCGCAGGACCAAGUGGAAGAAGCAGAACCCAGGGGCCGACGGCGCCGUGCAGGCAGGAGGAGGUGCGCCUCAGCCUGGGACACCCGGCGCAGUAGCGGGGGGCGGUGGCAGUGCCACUGGGAGUAGUCCUGGCCCGCCGGUUCCUGGUGCUCUGCCCUAUCAAACUUUCCCCACCUAUCCUGCGACCAACGUCCUCUUCCCUGCCACCUCUUUCCCGCUGACGACCGCCGCCACAGGGAGUCCUUUCACUCCAUUCCUUGGGCCCUCCUACUUGACCCCUUUCUAUGCUCCACACCUAUGAAUCCGGUACUGCUGCUCAGUCAGAAUUCACGAGUGAUCAGUAUGAUGACGCGGGUCCCCGCUUUACAGAGGGGCACUGACCGCCCCCCUCCUGGUGUGCCCCUUCCCUCCAGCUGCUGGUGACACCACCAGAGGGCGAGGAGAAACACCUGCAGACUACAACCACACAAGCCACCGAGUGGUCAAGGCGGUGUCCAGACCAGACUGUUUUAAAAGCUUCCAGCUUCUGGACCUCAUUCUUCCCUUUCAUUUACUUGGAGGGCUCUGUUUUUUAAAGUGUCUGGCUAAAAAGGGUUCCCAGGAUGGAGACCAGAGGGAGCCAAGAUACCCUGGGCACCA
Mus pahari (shrew mouse) is the source of this 1366-nucleotide messenger RNA. RefSeq names its product NK1 homeobox 2 (gene Nkx1-2). The record is from RefSeq and is a predicted model, not a curated record. The transcript has 2 exons. Gene Ontology annotation, molecular function: DNA-binding transcription factor activity, RNA polymerase II-specific; RNA polymerase II cis-regulatory region sequence-specific DNA binding. Bases 111 to 1028 code for a protein of 305 amino acids. Lineage: Eukaryota; Metazoa; Chordata; Mammalia; Rodentia; Muridae. Gene Ontology annotation, biological process: regulation of transcription by RNA polymerase II; cell differentiation. Gene Ontology annotation, cellular component: nucleus.